CUUUGUGCAGAUCAACAGCUGGGUGGAACUCCGACAAAAAGUUGCUUCAAUGACAUUUUCUUUUGGGAUGGCAAAGUGAGUCAGACAGAGGAUAACUGUUGUGUUAAGUCUCUAUUUUCACCCAGCUGAACCAUGGAUUUUAAUGUUAAGCGGUUAGCAGCGGACGCCGGUACUUUUCUGAGCCGCGCGGUACAAUUUACAGAGGAAAAACUUGGCCAGGCUGAGAAGACAGAGUUGGACGCCCAUCUGGAGAACCUUCUGGUCCGAGCUGAGAACACCAAACAAUGGACAGAAAGGAUUAUGAAGCAGACAGAAGUCUUACUACAGCCAAAUCCCAAUGUCCGAUUAGAAGAAUUUGUAUAUGAGAAGCUGGAGAAAAAGGCCCCAUCGCGAAUGAACAACCAUGAGCUGUUGGGCCAGUCCAUGAUCGAAUCAGGGAAUGAAUUUGGUCCUGGAACUGCUUAUGGAAAUGCUCUGAUAAAAUGCGGCGAGACGGAGAAGCAGAUCGGCGGGGCGGAGCGCGAGCUCAUUCAAAGCGCUGCCAUCAACUUCCUGACACCUUUCAGGAAUUUUCUUGAAGGCGACUUCAAAACCAUCCUGAAAGAACGGAAGCUACUGCAGGUCAAACGCUUGGAUCUGGAUGCAGCCAAAACGAGGCUAAAGAAAGCCAGGGUGGCAGACGCUCGGGCUGCGGCAGAACAGGAGCUGAGGAUGACACAGAGUGAGUUCGACCGGCAGGCAGAGAUCACCCGACUGCUGCUAGAGGGCGUCAGCAGCACCCACGCACAUCACCUACGCUGCUUGAAUGACUUCGUGGAGGCUCAGGCGACGUAUUACGCACAGUGUUACCAGUACAUGGUUGACCUCCAGAAGCAGCUGGGCAGUUUCCCGUCAUCUUUCUCCAACAACAACCAAUCAUCAGUGUCGGGCGGUGCCAGCAUCUCGGUGCCCACCAUCCCGGUGUCGGCUUCCCUGCCCAAUCCGUCAUCGGGCCGGAGUGACUCGGCCGCAUCCGGUGGCUUCCACGAACUGCGCAGCUCCAGCGUCAGUCGUAAAGCACGAGUUCUGUACGACUAUGACGCCGCCAGCAGCAGUGAGCUCUCCCUGCUGGCCGAUGAGGUGAUCAUUGUGAGCAGCGUCCCGGGCAUGGACUCAGACUGGCUCAUGGGCGAGCGAGGCAGUCAGAAGGGUAAAGUACCCAUCACCUACCUGGAGCUCCUGAACUGAGACCCCCACGCCGGCUGACACCUCCUAUUUAUACCGCGCCUCGCUCUCUCUCCUCCGCUCGCUCGUUUCAAAAUCCACCGCCGUUUUUGAAAGAACCGACCGCGAGAGAAAGCGAGGCGACCCGAGUCUUUUAUCCGAAUGCCGAGCCCCGUUUCGGCGGAAACUCGUCCGAUCACCGGAGCCGAAUCGAUCCGAGCGAAGGGAACGGAAAUGGACCCAUCCCCUGACGCGUUUGUAGUUCAUCCUAAAAACCCGCUUCCAUGCCUUUUGUUUUUUUUUUUUUUUGACGCCAUGCAAUCUGCGAUAUGUGCCAGAACAUCUCCCAAACUGUAACUCUAAAUUUAUCGUGUUUACACUAUAUACAUGACGCUAUAUGGACAAAAGUAUGUGGACACGUCGGAUUCAGGUGUUUGUUUCUAACAGGGGUCUGGGCAGUUAACCGACAAUUAAUAAUUUAAUCGAGCAAAUUCUUAUUGACAAUUGAUAUUCGAUUAAUUGUUUACAUCCCUAGUUUAAACUGUUAUAUCUGCUUCCAAAAUACCUCAGAGAUGGUUUUUACUUAACCUUUGUAUGCUGUUUGGGUCUGUAGGACCUGUUUCCCCUUUUUAUUGAGAGAAAAAUGAUGAAUAAUUAUUUUUUAUGAAUUUUUUCCUAUCAUAUCGUACGGAAGAGGAUUAGGGGGGAAAAAAAUAAAUAAAUAAAAUGAAGGUCCAAUAUAUUUAUUUUAUGAUUAUUCUGAGAA
Sphaeramia orbicularis (orbiculate cardinalfish) is the source of this 1969-nucleotide messenger RNA. It is a transcript of the gene sh3glb1a, whose product is annotated as SH3-domain GRB2-like endophilin B1a. The transcript has 9 exons. The record is from RefSeq and is a predicted model, not a curated record. Gene Ontology annotation, molecular function: protein binding. The coding region runs from base 133 to 1227 and encodes 364 amino acids. Lineage: Eukaryota; Metazoa; Chordata; Actinopteri; Kurtiformes; Apogonidae. Gene Ontology annotation, cellular component: membrane; cytoplasm. Gene Ontology annotation, biological process: membrane organization.